Messenger RNA from Nothobranchius furzeri (turquoise killifish), 767 nucleotides. RefSeq names its product splicing factor 3b, subunit 6 (gene sf3b6). Lineage: Eukaryota; Metazoa; Chordata; Actinopteri; Cyprinodontiformes; Nothobranchiidae. Gene Ontology annotation, cellular component: nucleus; ribonucleoprotein complex; cytoplasm. Gene Ontology annotation, molecular function: mRNA binding. The record is from RefSeq and is a predicted model, not a curated record.
UAUCUGUAGCCUAAUUCCAAACCGGAAGUUCGACAUAUUUUUACCGUAGCCUCCAUUUUGAAGUGAAAACAGCGUGUUUGUUGUUUAUCUGCGUUAUUUACACGAAUUAAAUCGUUACGAUGGCUAUGCAAGCAGCAAAACGUGCUAAUAUCCGAUUACCUCCUGAGGUGAACAGAAUCCUGUAUAUAAGGAAUCUCCCCUAUAAGAUCACAGCUGAGGAGAUGUACGAUAUCUUUGGAAAAUACGGACCAAUACGACAGAUCCGAACAGGGAACACGCCUGAAACAAGAGGAACAGCUUAUGUUGUGUACGAAGACAUCUUCGAUGCCAAGAACGCCUGCGACCACCUUUCAGGCUUCAACGUCUGCAACCGUUACCUGGUGGUUCUUUACUACAACGCAAACCGAGCUUUCCAGAAGAUGGACACCAAGAAGAAAGAGGAGCAGCUGAAGCUUCUGAAAGAGAAAUAUGGAAUCAACACAGACCCUCCAAAGUAGAGUCACCUAAUCCGCCUUCGUUCACCUUCAGAGACGUUCUUUAUUAACUUUUCUGUCAAUUAUUGGCUUAUUAAGAUGACUCAUUUCCCCCUUUAAUCAUCUGGCCCAACAUGCAGGACUGUGGUGUUAGUCCAGUCCAGAACAGCAGCUUCAGGCUUUUAUUGUGACUUUGUCCUACCGACCCAUCAUUUAGACAAACUUUUUAUUUAAACAUACUGCUGUGUAAAGUUUAUCAUUCCUGUAAAAUAAAUGCUCCUUUUUCUAAAGCUC